AUGAAGAACUUAACGAACCCUGAGCUGGAGCACCUUGAACUCUCACGCAAAAUGUCAGACCCAGGACCAUUCUCCGACCAAGAGCAGGAAGACGCGUUCGCACUACGUAUGCUCCACCUAGGCGCGCGUUGGUGGCCAUCCCUCAAGUUCUACGAACGCCACACAAGAGACGGCAUAUAUCCUUACGGUUCAAUUUCAUAUCCUUACGGUCACCACUUCCCAUCCGACCUACAUGUUGCCUACACCCCCAACGGUUCAGGCCUCUGGGUCCUAGCAGUAUGGGCCGAGAACUCGCAAUCAUGGUUGGAGGAGUACGAUCCGCCCCGGAAGCCCGAAGACUGGGUGGACUUGGCGUAUUGCAGAACUAUGGAGGAGCGAUGUAAGAUUUUGGAAGAGUUUGGCGCGACGUUUUAUGAGGAUGUCGAGCAGUGUGAUAAGCUGCCGUGGAAUUUGGAUGAGGGUGUUAGGGAAGGCAAGAAGUAUGAGGGGCUGCUUCGGAAGAUGGAGGAUGAUAAGUAUCUCGACGAUUGGAUGAUGAGUUUGUGA
Messenger RNA from Alternaria ethzedia, 546 nucleotides. RefSeq lists its product as uncharacterized. The transcript has a single exon. NCBI's taxonomy places the organism in Eukaryota, Fungi, Ascomycota, Dothideomycetes, Pleosporales, Pleosporaceae. The record is from RefSeq and is a predicted model, not a curated record. Bases 1 to 546 code for a protein of 181 amino acids.